AUGCCGGGAGAUUGGACUUCGUCCCUGUCACUUGCGACCUCGAUCGAUUUUGUCAGCGUAAAUGAUCGGAGGCUCUCCGAUACUGCCUCUGAUGGUGAAAUCAGAACGCCUCAAGCUUCCUCAUUCCCAACACCGCCGCCGAGGCACAUCUUUCUGCAGGAAACAAGGCCAAGCUACAAUGAUCGGCUGCACUCGGCUUCAGACGAUUGCCCCUUCUCCAACCCAAGGCCAAAGUAUUUGUCCUUCGAUCGGAAGGAGCCGUCUCCUCCAAAGCGUCGUGCCGAUGAAGCAAAUGUUCCAGUCACAGGGGCUGCAGAUUUGCAGCGGCCUCUGGGCAAUGUCAAUGGGACCGGCAGUUCCGAAAGCACAGUCAGCGAUCCACUUGAGCAGCUAAAACCAUUCGAUCCCUCUGCUCUAGCUCAUAAAGCACGGAACGAAGAGAAAGCGGCUCUUUCGCAGCGAUUGAUCACAGUAGCGGGCACAGGGCACCAUAACCACACAAGCUUCCACCGACCACGCAUCGAGUCAGGGCUGCCAACCUCCUACCGUCACAAUUUACACCGUGCAAGGUCUGCCUCGACUUCUAGCUUGUCACCUUCGCUUGGUUCGGUGCCUUGCUCACUGCGAAAUCACGGCACCGCAUCGCAUCACUCAUCCCUUCCUUCUGGCCUGCUCGACGGUGCAGAGAUACAGUAUACAUCGCCACCGGCUCUAGUCCCAAGCCCAGCGCUUCAUUUCGAGGGUUCCAGAGAUCAACCGUGGUCAAGCUACAUCUCAGCAAGUUUCCCUCAUCCUUCCAGACCAUCUUCCGCAGCCAGUGGCUACGGCCACUCACACUCGAGUUCAGUGCAUCGCGCUUCUUCCACUAACUUUACUCAUAGCCGCGGUCCGAGUCUUGCUACCACUGUACAGACACAUCCCACGUCUGUUGGGAACAGUUGCCAUCCUUCGCGACCUUCUUCCGUGUUGGGCAUCGAGAAUCCCAUUUCAUCGGCCGCACAGGACGCAGCAAUGAGAAUUGGAGGCAGGCCUUACCACCACGACAGAGUCAAAUUCGACGACAACAUCAGCUCCAAUCAAUAUUCGACCUAUCUUGACGCAUCUCGGUCUCGGCCAACCUUGCUCUCAGAGUCCUCUCCUCAGGCGCAAGGAGGGCUGCCGCAAAGACCUCCUGCUCAUAACAGUCAAGAGCACGAUCAGCAUUCUCAAUCGAAAUAUCGUGUACCAUCCUUGACUGCUGAGCUCGUCUACGGUCCUCGCUAUCUAGAGCCCUACAAUAGCUGCGAGGCAAUCAUGCUGCCUCGGCCACGCUUAAGGUCCCGCAGUCUCGGCUCGACCCCUGCCAUUGUCGUCGAGAGGGUCUACGCCGCCCCAGAACGGUUCUGGCAGCGCAAUGUGGCAGCUAGUGAGGCCGAUCGGCUUCACGUCGUGCCCAAAUCAACACUGGAUGCAUCGACGACCGGACACUUUGAUCGGCUGCAGCUUCCAAGCGAGCGUACUCAGCUCCGACAAUUUCCAAGCAAGGAUGCACGCAUUGUCCUGCAUGAAAGCAUACCGCCGCCAGUGCCUCCCAAAGACGCAGCAUUGCCGUCAUCAAGACUUCCUCCCACUAAGCCGUUGCCUCCUAUACCAACUCCUCCUACGCCAACGCCAGCCGCCUCGCCGCAGAAUGAUGCUGGUCGCGCCAGUGAGGACUCAAUUGAGCUUCUGGACGCAUCCGAACUCUUACAGCGCAACCGUGAGUUGGAGGAAGAGCGACAGGCCUGGCGUGAAGAGUAUCGGAACAGCCUCGGUGCGAAUGCGAUUCCACUCCGUGACCGCCUCAGUCCCUGCUUGACCGACCCAUCGUCCGAGGAGUUAGACAGAAGGCGCGUCAAUGGGUCUGCAUCCGACAAUACCCACGACGCCAAUGUGAAUCCCAUCAGAGUGCAUCGCGUGUGGAACGAAGAUGGCACGGAGCAGACCUUCUUGAUCGUCCAAUCAAAGCGCAGACGUACCUACAGCAACCACAACAUGUCAAUCAGUACCCCUGAUCUUUGCCUUGAAGGCGCGAUGCAACGUCCUAAUCCGGUCCGAGCCCUAGCAGCACGCUUUGCGAGCCUGACUGGCAGGGCUCGUGGACGCAGCGCCGCUGCUGAAACACCAAAGCCAAGUAGCUGUCUGCUACCUACUUCGCAGCGUAGUUCUGAGCCUAGCAUGCAUAGGAAGACACCCUCGCAUGCAACGGUCGAUACGGUCAGGUCAUUCGGAAGAGAACGAAAACUAGUGUCGAACGAGACUGUCAUCAUCGGCAAGUCUCCUAUACCGAUUCAAGGAUCUAACAACGGCGCACAUGUCAAGCUCGGAGCACUACGGGUGAUGACUCCACCAGUAGCUCAAGCGAUCACCCGAACGGAGGUGCACGCCACCCAUCGUGCGCCAUUGACAGGCUACAGGCCACCUCUGACGCUGAACGACCUCAAGGCUCAGCUCGGCGACCAUCCUUAUUCUGCAGUGAGGCAGGAAGUCUCAGCUGGCUUCCAUGCGAAGCGAGACCUUAGUGAGGCCCGAAUUCGUCAUGCCUGGAUCAAUCCUGGAGCUUCUACCAUUCUGCAGGAUGAUCUGGUCCCAACCGGAGCUAUGCAACCCGAUGACGCUGGAUACUGGAGAGGAAAGCACAAGACAGCAACAGCGCAGGAGAACGGUGGUCAGUCCAUUCCAGGCCUGAAAACCUCUCGCCCCUCGCCUUCCAAUGCCUCCGUAAGCAGCAGCGACUCGAGCAGCUCCAGUCAGACGGGAAGAGUGCAAAGCUGGCAGACUGCGCAGCCGUCGCGUGACAGUACUGUGAAUGGUGGCAUCACCGUUCGCGAACUCGCAGAGCAUGUCGAGACAAGCAGCGUGGCGCCUGUUGACCAAGGUCCGGCAGGGCUUGCAAUGAUGCAGCCUGCCGGAUUUCCAGCUGUAGCCUCACGUCAUUUCGAGCGCUUCAGCACAGGCGAUUCGACGGUAUCGAGGGAAGCACAUCUUCAACCUACACUGUGGGAUGCUAGUACUGUUAGCAUCGACAACCUCUUUUUCCGUCCUCCACCGAGCAGACUCCCAUGA
Messenger RNA from Ustilago hordei, 3084 nucleotides. RefSeq lists its product as uncharacterized. Lineage: Eukaryota; Fungi; Basidiomycota; Ustilaginomycetes; Ustilaginales; Ustilaginaceae. The coding region runs from base 1 to 3084 and encodes 1027 amino acids. The record is from RefSeq and is a predicted model, not a curated record. The transcript has a single exon.